Schizosaccharomyces osmophilus is the source of this 618-nucleotide messenger RNA. RefSeq names its product 3,4-dihydroxy-2-butanone 4-phosphate synthase Rib3 (gene rib3). The transcript is spliced from 3 exons. NCBI's taxonomy places the organism in Eukaryota, Fungi, Ascomycota, Schizosaccharomycetes, Schizosaccharomycetales, Schizosaccharomycetaceae. The record is from RefSeq and is a predicted model, not a curated record. The coding region runs from base 1 to 618 and encodes 205 amino acids. Gene Ontology annotation, molecular function: 3,4-dihydroxy-2-butanone-4-phosphate synthase activity. Gene Ontology annotation, biological process: aerobic respiration; riboflavin biosynthetic process. Gene Ontology annotation, cellular component: mitochondrial intermembrane space; cytosol.
AUGCUUUCAUCCAUUGAAGAAGCAAUUCAAGACUUCAAGAACGGAAAGUUUCUCGUCGUUUUGGAUGAUGAAACACGCGAAAAUGAAGGUGACUUAAUUAUCGCAGGCGCGAAUCUUACAACAGAACAAAUGGCGUUUCUUGUUCGACAUUCAAGUGGCUAUGUGUGUGUUCCUAUGACUGGUGAACGUUUGAACGAACUAGAUAUCCCUAUGAUGGUUGAGCACAACGAAGAAAGAAUGCGAACAGCAUAUGCAGUAACAGUCGACUUUACCGAAGGAGUCACUACUGGAAUUUCUGCGCAUGAUCGUGCACUCACGACCAGACAAUUGGCCAACCCACAGUUAAAGAAUCCUAAAGCCUUUAAUCGACCAGGCCAUGUCGUGCCCUUAAGAGCUCGAGAAGGCGGUGUUUUGGCUCGUGAUGGUCACACAGAAGCUGCCGUUGAUUUGUGCAAACUUGCAGGCCUACCUCCCGCCGCUGCUAUCUGUGAGCUCGUUCGUGAUGAGGAUGGACUAAUGUCUCGUUUUGACGAUUGUGCACGAUUCUGUUCCCAAUGGGGAAUUAAAAUGAUCACCAUCAAAUCUCUUAUAGAAUACAUCAAGGAGCACCCAUUUUAA